Molecule: messenger RNA, 4506 nt
Organism: Candidozyma auris
Lineage: Eukaryota; Fungi; Ascomycota; Pichiomycetes; Serinales; Metschnikowiaceae
Gene: MDS3
Product: Mds3p
Exons: 1
Coding region: 1-4506 (1501 amino acids)
Biological process (GO): cell redox homeostasis
Cellular component (GO): mitochondrion; cytosol
Molecular function (GO): protein binding
Source: RefSeq, a predicted model, not a curated record
AUGACCACUUUUCUACCCACGUCGAGUGCUUGCCACUUGCUACAGUUGCCCCCCACAGAAAAGGAUGACAGACUCAACUUGAACGUGCGGACGGGCUCUGCGCUGAUUCUUCACCACUCCAUGGUGUUCACGUUUGGUGGGCUCACGGUCGGGUUGGACUUGAACACCAACGUGCAUGUCCAGAACAUUCUGAAGACGUUUUUGCUGAGGCUAGGGCCCAACAAGCUGAAGAAGAUAAGAAAGUACUUGUCGGGUGAGUUGUUUUACUUGAAUCUUCUCUCAAAGACAUGGUUCAGAGUGAACAUCCCGGAGCUGGCUCCAAGGCCUAAGCCAAGGCUCUUUCAUGAAAUGGCAAGGGGAAACAACUGCAUCUAUGUCUUUGGUGGGCUUGUGUUUCCUGAAGACGGAGACGAGCUGACUGACGAAAAAGCUAGUCGCUUGGUCCCCUGCAACGAUCUCUGGAAGUUCGACUUGCGGACCAAAAGCUGGACUUUACUUCACGAUGGCUCGGGCUUCCAAUUGGCGUCCAACAUUCCUCUGCCGAGGUACUGUCAUAAGAUUACGAAAAUCAACAGUCUUCAUUUUGCUAGAAAGAAAGACCACUGUGGCUUGAUCAUCGCCGGCGGCCAAGACGGUAACCUGAACCCUCUAUACGACAACUUCGCUUUUGACCUUGUGGAGAAAAAGUACGUGGAUGCUGGUAAUCCGAUAUUCUUCACAGCGUCCUCUGGUGACGACAACAAGGACAAAGCUCUGGGCUUGUCUCAGUUCGAUUCGGUCAAUGCCGACAAAAACACAAACGUCAACUACAUUAACAGCGUCAUCGUCAAUUUCUCAGAAGAGGUCGAGCAUCAUCAUCAUCAUCUUCAUCGCAAUGCCCAUGGCCACGAUAGGCGUGAGUCGGAAACACACGGGCCUAUCGUUCAGGAUAUCACAACAAACGAAGAGGAGUCGAUAAUACUAUACUCUCCCACCAGUAAUGAUGACAAAUCAGAGGUGAUAAAUCCACUUUUGUCCUUCAGGAUAGGCAAGAAAGUCAACAAAGGUAAAGUCAUGCCACUACAUAGGAAGAAGGUAGAUGGCAAUGAGCAUCGCGCGAGCUUGAUUAAGCAUCUUGUUCCCCACAACUUAAGGUUUCCUACAGGCGGCCUAUUUGGUCAAAACCUAGUAAUUGUGGGGUUCUUACCAAACGAUUUCGACAUAUCCAUAUUCAUCUACAACAAACCCACGGGGAAGUGGUCGAGACUUAACAUAUUCUGUCAUCACGACUACGGCUCUCAUAGGUUUUGGGGAGGAUUUGCUUGGACUUCGCACCACAAGGUUGUUCUUCUAGGCAACUAUGUCACGUCGAGAACAACCAGCAGUGUUCGGUACUUUUCCUCUAUGAUAACCGUGAGCUUGCCCGUCACCAACAUCCUUGCUUCGUUUGAAUUAUCAGGAAGUCAUUUUCAUGGUCCUGAUGGGAAGAAGUAUGUCGCGAACGAGACAAGCUCAACAGAGGAAUUUGCAUCCGCAAGUUCUUCUGCCGAGGAUUCGUCUUCAAUGAGUGAACUUGAUGAAGAAGAGAUACCCGAUUUCAACCCUGCUCGUAAAUUCUCGACUAUGUCGUCGAAAAGCGAAAGUAAGGCACCUGGUACCAACAUGAGUUUCAAUGAAUACGUUCACUACGCAGCUCCCAAAGUUAGCUAUACUAAGAUCAGGUCAGUGUUUCCACCCGCAGCAAUCACUCUUGGGAGAAGUGCCUAUGACAGAUACGGAGACCUAAUUUCAGACUUGGAAUUGAUAUCCACCAGUGGAGACAGGAUACCCGUUUCCAUGACAGUCUUAAGAGAGAGGUGGGGUAAAUAUUUCAUCGAUUUACUUGCAAAGGCUUACGUUGGUGCGGUCGACAAGUUUGAAUUUGAUCACCUUCAAAGCCAGACUUCCCAAAAGCUCAGGGCAUCAAGAAGUAGCGGCGGAAGCCAGGAUUCAAGAAAACAUGGAGCCUCAAGUGAUGAUGUGUCCAGUAACGAGCCACUCGCAGAUAGGCAUGAUAAAUCCUUUCACAUCUCCAUUCCAUCUGUGAAACCAUCUCAAAAAGACCCUCCUCAGUUUAGACUUCCUUUCCAAGAUGGACCAUCUUCUUCAUCUUUAUCUUCAAAAGAACCUGGUGCCGUUGAUCCACACAGCAAAAGUACGGAUAGAAAGCCCUCUGUUUCGUCAUUUUCAUCUGCGAACUCUUUGCUUACUUCACAGCUACAAGACAUCCCUCCGCAAUUGCCCAUUCCAAACGAGCCUUUGCCCGCUGUUCCCGCCAGUCCGACAACGUUCAAGCCUGGAUCUCGGAAAAACUCUAGUGAUGCUUUAUCGCCUCGAGCAUCUCUUCUUCACACCCUUACAGUCUUGAGGAGCAUUCCCUCGCAUGGCGGAAAGUCACCUAGAGCAUCUCCUUUUGCUUCACCCAGAGGCUCUAUUUCGGCCUCUCAUGAACAAUCAAUUACUGAAAUUGCAGUGCCAGUUCCAAACAAAUCGCUGAGCUUACAAGAAGAGGUAAAGUCAUCUUUAGACAUAAUUGACACCGCUUUGGAGAGAAGAGGAUCGUCGUCCACCAAGGAGUCCAGUACAUCGGAGAGUCUGAGUAAGAAGAUUUCCCUGGCUACUCCUACUCCAGCCACCGCUAGAAGCCUACAUGAGGAGGUUGGUGAAGAACGAGGACCACAUGAACAUAAUCAUCAUCAUCACCAUCACCAUCACUAUGCGCUUCUUGACUUCGAAAAUCAUGAUGCAGAAACAUUCAACAUCGAGCCGUCGUUGGUCCCCCGAAAACUAUACAUUCCUUUCUGUACCAGCUCCCUUAAGGCUUUCGCCGAGUACAUGUAUACUGGUCAAGUGGGGAAUAAGUGGACACUUAGGCCAUGUCUUCUUGACUGUAUGUUGAUUGCAAGAUACUUCAAGGUGCCUUUGCUAUAUGACUUGAUUAGCGAAGUUCUCUUUGGCAUUAUUGGAAGAAAAGAAGCUCACAUUGUGAAAGAAGGAAAGCGGUUGAAGAAAAAAUAUCUUCAGUGUUUUCGUGAUCUUGGAAGACCUGUUGAUAGUAAUUUCAGACUUCCAAUUGACGAAUAUGAGGGAUUUAUGGAUACCGUCGACGAUGGCUACUUAGACAUUGCCCUAUUGAGGAAAUCUUCCAGUCUUCAUAGAGCCAGUGUGUCCAGUCAAGGAAGCAAGCGUAAGCCUACCUCAACGAGCUCUAGUAUCCCUGAAGAGACACCAUACUUCAACGAAGGAGAUUACUUCCAAUUUCGAAGCAAAAGAUUGGGGUCAGAAGAGCCCAAGUCACCAAGGUCAGGUUAUGACUCGACAAAGCAAGCAACAGCCGACGAAGAUAAAUCGGAGGGAGAUGAGGACGAUAUAUUAAAUGAGGGAAACCUCCAUUUCCUUGACUUUAUUGAGAAUAAAACCUUUGGUGUCAACCCCAGAUCAAAGUCGGUCUUCGACCGCCUGGCAUACGACUCUGUUGCUUUCAUGUCGAACGAUGCUGAGGAAGAGGAAAAGGAGAAAUCUCUCACGACUACCUUAGAAGUUCUUGUUGCUCCAGAUUCUCCGCCUCCAAGCGAUUACGUGAUCGAUCUUAUUCACGAGAUAUCAUCAAUUUGCACGGACGUAAAACUCAUGUUACGUUCGCUCAAUGUGAAACAAAUGUCGAAAGCGUUGAAGCAGACUGAGGAGGACUACCACAAGCUUGAAAGUUUGGCUCGUCAAGAACGUGAAGUCGACGAAGACAACAAUCUGCAAAUCACUAUGAAACAGACGUCACCUACUAGGCCAUCGGUGACGACGCUAAAGACGGGCAGUGGAUCUGUGGCUUCUGUUCCGUUCAGGCGUCUGCAAACACUGGAAAUCAGUGAGCAGAUUCCGCCACCGUCGCAAUUGCAAGGCAUGAGAUUGUCAACGUCGCUCAACACCACAACAUCGGCUCUCAAAUUCACGCCUCUUAAGUCUGCAACAACAGGUGGUAAAACAUUUUCUAAGGGCCUGCUCGAAGACAACAAAGAUUUGGACCGGCGCAUUGCACAACUUGUGAAAGAAGAUGAGAAGAAGAAGCUGAAGGCUGCCAAAGAAGAGAAGCAAAGAUUGGCGAAAGAAGAGAAGCUAGCUGCUAAACAAAGCAAGCAGAGGGAAAAGGAAAAACAAAGAGAGGAGUUGUCGCAUACGAAGCACAAGGCUACUCCUCUUGAAAGGAACCAUACUGAGCCACAAGACUUCUUCUCUACGAAGCUGAACCGCGAAGAUACCGAUGAGUCUUCGUUGUUUUCGAAGCCAUCGAUCACUUCGAAAGACAAGAAAGGAAGCAUUAUACUGCGGAUCGGACACAAACUCAAACAUACCGAGCCGCUCAAGCACACGGAGUCUGUUGACAGUGAUGUGAGGAGUAUUUCCACAACUAAAUCGUCCAGUAGCCAAACGUCAAACACUAGCAAGAAGUCGUCACGCAAGGUUGGAUUAUUUGGGUUGCGCAAGAGGAAUUGA